Molecule: messenger RNA, 351 nt
Organism: Recurvomyces mirabilis
Lineage: Eukaryota; Fungi; Ascomycota; Dothideomycetes; Mycosphaerellales; Teratosphaeriaceae
Exons: 1
Source: RefSeq, a predicted model, not a curated record
AUGCUACUCUCCUUCUUGACGUUCGGGCUAGGCUUCGCGAGCAUCAACGCCGAGGAGAUACCACAAGGCAUUAUGCCGAAGAGACAGGUCGUGGGAACUGGCGUGACCACAUCCACAACCACGGGACCGACAAGUACAUCGACGACUGCCAUCAGCACCACAUCCUCGACUGUGAUCUCAGACAGUAGUACCACGUCACCUACUUCUCAAACCAGCCAGACCACGCCAACCUCGUCCCCGACUUCCAGCGUCAUAAGCGAUUCUACCACGAGCACCACUCCCACAUCCUCACAAAGCCAAUCGGCAUCUCCUACCUCUUCCAACGGACCGUCUUCCUCACAAUCAUCUGUG